GAAAACCCCGGCGACCGCCGCGACGACCUGCACGCUCCAAAGCGAGUGCCAAUUCCCGCACACCACGGCCCUCAGAAUACCCUUCAGCCAGGAGGGAGCUCCGUUGCUCUAAGACUUGCCUGGGGAGCCGGGACGCCCCUCUGGCGAUCUGUCAGUGCCUGGAUCAGCUGCAUCCUUUCUGGGGUAUUUUGUUACCAGACUGACAGUCCUUAAGACAAGUAUGCAGUUAAGCUGCUAAGGGAUGGAAGAAGCCAGCCUGUGCCUUGGAGUGGCGGCGGCGGCGGCGGCGCCCGAGGCCGAGCCCCACCUGAGCGGCCCCGUCCUCAACGGCCAGUAUGCCAUGAGUCAGAAGCUGCACCAGAUCACCUCCCAGCUCAGCCAUGCCUUCCCCGAGCUGCACCCCCGGCCCAACCCCGAGGACAAGGCCCCCGCGCCCCUCGACGAGAAGGCGCACGUGCCCAUGAGCGGCCAGCCCAUGGGCAGUCAGAUGGCGCUCCUGGCCAACCAGCUGGGCCGGGACGUGGACACCAGCCUCAACGGGCGGGUGGACCUGCAGCAGUUCCUCAACGGGCAGAACCUGGGCAUCAUGUCCCAGAUGAGCGACAUCGAGGACGACGCCCGCAAGAACCGCAAGUACCCGUGCCCGCUGUGCGGCAAGCGUUUCCGCUUCAACAGCAUCCUCUCCCUGCACAUGCGCACUCACACGGGCGAGAAGCCCUUCAAGUGUCCCUACUGCGACCACCGGGCGGCGCAGAAGGGCAACCUCAAGAUCCACCUGCGGACCCACAAGCUGGGCAACCUGGGGAAGGGGCGCGGGCGGGUGCGCGAGGAGAACCGCCUGCUGCACGAGCUGGAGGAGAGAGCCAUCCUGCGGGACAAGCAGAUGAAGAGCAGCCUGCUGCAGCCCCGGCCCGACCUGAAGCCCCUGGCGCACGCCCAGCAGGCCCCGCUGGCCGCCUGCAACCUGGCCCUGCCCGCCAACCCCAGCGUGCCCGACGUGGCCCACCCGGCGCCCUCGCCCAAGCCGGCCAGCGUGCAGGAGGACGCCGUGGUCCCGGCCGCCGGCUUCCGCUGCACCUUCUGCAAGGGCAAGUUCAAGAAGCGCGAGGAGCUGGACCGCCACAUCCGCAUCCUGCACAAGCCCUACAAGUGCACGCUGUGCGACUUCGCCGCCUCGCAGGAGGAGGAGCUCAUCAGCCACGUGGAGAAGGCCCACAUCACCGCCGAGUCGGCCCAGGGCCAGGGCCCCAACGGCGGCGGGGAGCAGUCGGCCAACGAGUUCCGCUGCGAGGUGUGCGGGCAGGUGUUCAGCCAGGCGUGGUUCCUCAAGGGCCACAUGCGGAAGCACAAAGACUCCUUCGAGCACUGUUGCCAGAUCUGUGGCCGGCGCUUCAAAGAGCCCUGGUUCCUCAAGAACCACAUGAAGGUCCACCUCAACAAGCUGUCGGUGAAGAACAAGUCCCCCAGCGACCCGGAGGUGCCCGCGCCCAUGGGCGGCAUGUCCCAGGAGGCCCACGCCAACCUGUACUCCAGGUACCUGUCCUGCCUGCAGAGCGGCUUCAUGGCCCCGGACAAAGCCGGCCUGAGCGAGCCCGGCCAGCUGUACGGCAAGGGGGAGCUGCCCAUGAAAGAGAGGGAGGUCCUGGGCAAGCUGCUGUCGCCCAUCUCCAGCAUGGCCCACGGCGUCCCCGAGGGCGACAAGCACUCCCUCCUGGGGUGCCUCAACCUCGUGCCGCCGCUCAAGUCCAGCUGCAUCGAGCGGUUGCAGGCGGCCGCCAAGGCUGCCGAGAUGGACCCGGUCAACAGCUACCAGGCCUGGCAGCUCAUGGCCAGGGGCAUGGCCAUGGAGCACGGCUUCUUGUCUAAAGAGCAUCAGCUACAGCGCAACCACGAAGACACUUUGGCAAACGCCGGAGUUAUGUUUGAUAAGGAGAAGCGGGAGUACGUGUUAGUGGGAGCAGAUGGCUCCAAGCAGAAAAUGCCUGCUGAUUUCGUUCACAGCACUAAAGUGGGCAAUCAGAGAGACCUGCCAAAUAAGCUCGACCCUUUAGAAGGCAGUCGGGAUUUUUUGUCACACGGGCUGAACCAGGCGCUCGAGUACAACCUGCAGGGUCCCGGGAACAUGAAGGAGAAGCCCACCGAGUGCCCCGACUGCGGCCGCGUGUUCCGCACCUACCACCAGGUGGUCGUGCACUCCCGCGUCCACAAGCGGGACCGCAAGGGCGACGAGGACGGGCUGCACGUGGGCCUGGACGAGCGGCGCGGCUCGGGCAGCGACCAGGAGUCCCAGUCGGUGAGCCGCUCCACCACGCCGGGCUCCUCCAACGUCACCGAGGAGAGCGGGGCCGGCGGCGGGCUCUCGCAGACCGGGAGUGCCCAGGAGGACAGCCCGCACCCCUCCUCGCCGUCCUCCUCAGACAUCGGCGAGGAGGCGGGGAGAGCUGCCGGCGUCCAGCAGCCCGCGCUGCUUCGCGACAGGAGCCUGGGCUCGGCCAUGAAGGACUGCCCGUACUGCGGGAAGACCUUCCGGACAUCCCACCACCUAAAGGUGCACCUGCGGAUACACACAGGUGAGAAGCCCUACAAGUGUCCCCACUGUGAUUACGCCGGCACCCAGUCAGCGUCCUUAAAAUACCACCUCGAGCGGCAUCACCGGGAGAGGCAGAACGGAGCCGGGCCGCUGUCCGGACCGCCCCCCAGCCAAGACCACCGGGACGAGCUGCCCAGCAAAGCCGCUUUGUUCAUCCGGCCGGACAUUCUGAGGGGGGCCUUCAAGGGCCUCCCCGGGAUCGACUUCAGAGGCGGCCCCGCCUCUCAGCAGUGGACAGCCGGAGUGCUCUCGUCCGCGGACCACUCGGGCCAGGCCAGCGGCAUGGCUCCCGAGGCUCCUUCGGAGGCCCUGAAGGGCGCCGACCUGCCUUCCAAAAGCACCCACUUCUCCGACAUCGGGAGAGCGUAUCAGAGCAUCGUGAACAACGGUGUGAAUUUCCAGGGGUCCUUGCAAGCCUUCAUGGACAGCUUCGUCCUCAGCUCCUUGAAGAAGGAGAAGGACGUGAAGGACAAGACCCUGUCCGACCCUCCCUCCACGAAGGUGCACGGGCCGGACGGCGGUGAGGACAAAGCCGGCGGGAAGGCGGGCCCCAGGAAGUCGGAGAAAUCUCAGUACGAGCCUCUAGACUUGUCGGUGCGGCCCGACGCCGCCUCGCUCCCGGGCUCGUCGGUGACCGUGCAAGACAGCAUCGCGUGGCACGGCUGCUUGUUCUGCGCCUUCACGACGUCGUCCAUGGAGCUGAUGGCCCUGCACCUGCAGGCCAACCACCUGGGCAAAGCCAAGCGCAAAGACAGCGCCGUCGGGGUGACGGUCAACUGCAAGGACCAAGCCCGGGAGGCCGGCAAAGCGGCCCUGCUGCCCUCCGUACAGUCCAGCAAAGAGAUGGCCCUUUCCAACAUGCUUGGGCCUCUGGAGGCUGCUUCCGAGAAGACGGCCCAAGGAGCCGCCAAGGAGACUCUGGGGGAGCCGAAGAGCGGCGGCGCGUGGCCCGGCCUGGUGGACCCCGCGUUCUGUAACUUCCCGUCAGACUUCUACAAGCAGUUUGGCGUCUACCCGGGCCUGGUGGGCUCGGGGGCCCCCGGUUCCUGCGCCGGCAAGGAGCCCGACGGGAAGGCCCACUCGGAAGACGACGCCCCGAUCCUGAUCCCCGAGACCGCCAACAAGAGCGCUCCCGACGACCUCUCCGACAUUGCCUCCUCCGAGGACAUGGACUCCUCCAAGGGGGAGAACAACGACGAAGAGGAUCUGGAAACGGAGCCCGAGAUGAUGAGCAAGCCCCAGUCGGCCCUCGGCAAGGACGGCGGCGGCGACGGCGGGGACGGCCUGCUGCCCGCGGGCGCCCCUCAGCCCGUCCAGGGACUGGUGUCGCCGGGACCCCAGGUGCCCGAGAAGCAGUGGCACGGCCCGGGCCUCCUUCCAGCCCAGGACCCCUCGGCGGGCCUGCCCAAGCCGGAGCGGGGCCCCCCGGGCCUGGAGAAGCCGCUGAACAUGUUGUCGGUCCUCAGGGCCUACAGUUCUGAUGGCUUAGCAGCCUUUAACGGACUUGCCAGUAGCACAGCAAAUUCUGGAUGUAUCAAGAGGCCAGACUUGUGUGGUCACAGGCCGUUUCAAUGCCGAUACUGCCCCUACAGUGCCUCGCAGAAGGGGAACCUGAAGACCCACGUCCUCUGCGUCCAUCGUAUGCCUUUUGACAACAGCCAGUAUCCCGACCGCAGGUUCAAGCGCUCCAGAGUCGACUCGGAGGCUUCUGGGAAUUUCGAAGACCCCACAGCUGUCAAGGCGGGUUGCUCAGCGGAGCUAACAGAAGAGGGCUGCAAAGCCCAGGAGGAGCGUAACUGA
Molecule: messenger RNA, 4390 nt
Organism: Nyctereutes procyonoides (raccoon dog)
Lineage: Eukaryota; Metazoa; Chordata; Mammalia; Carnivora; Canidae
Gene: ZNF536
Product: zinc finger protein 536
Exons: 7
Coding region: 242-4390 (1382 amino acids)
Biological process (GO): regulation of DNA-templated transcription
Cellular component (GO): nucleus
Molecular function (GO): RNA polymerase II cis-regulatory region sequence-specific DNA binding; DNA-binding transcription factor activity, RNA polymerase II-specific
Source: RefSeq, a predicted model, not a curated record